Molecule: messenger RNA, 3863 nt
Organism: Tyto alba (common barn owl)
Lineage: Eukaryota; Metazoa; Chordata; Aves; Strigiformes; Tytonidae
Gene: ELP2
Product: elongator acetyltransferase complex subunit 2
Exons: 22
Coding region: 38-2545 (835 amino acids)
Biological process (GO): tRNA wobble uridine modification
Cellular component (GO): elongator holoenzyme complex
Molecular function (GO): protein binding
Source: RefSeq, a predicted model, not a curated record
GGAGCUGCGCGAGGUCGCGCACGCGGCGGGGAGGAAGAUGGCGGCGCCCGUGGAAGUCUGUCAUGUCGCCUGCUGCGCUAACCGGGCGGGCGGCGGGGCCGUGUCCUGGGGGCGGCGGGGGCUCCUCGCCUUCGGCAGCUGCCACGACGUCGUCCUCUACCAGCCGACGGUGAGGCGGGUGGCCGCCGCCCUCCGCGGCCACGCCGGCAGAGUGAACUGCGUGCGCUGGGUCCGCCGGCGGGACGGCGCUUCUGAAACAGAGUUAAUUUCUGGUGGGUCUGAUAAACAACUCAUUCUUUGGGAAUGGAAUAAAACAGCAACGUGGAAUAAUCAGCUUGUGAAAAGCACUCCUCUCAAAGGCCAUGCUGAAGCUGUUUGUGCUGUGGAUGCUGUCUACCAGUCAGAUGAACCUGAUUUAAAUCUGCUAAUAGCUUCUGCGGCUUCUGACUCUACUGUGAGAAUCUGGUCUUGGCAUGGUUCAGAAGCUAAAUGCACUGAAAUUUUGCAGUUUGGAAAUGGAUUUGUUAUGGAUGUCUGCUUAUCCUUCUUGCCUGGCAGCAAUGUACCAAUACUGGCUUGUGGUGGUGAUGACUGCAAAAUACAUUUGUUUAUACAGCAGAAUGGCCAGUUUCAGAAAACAUUAAUACUCCCUGGCCAUGAAGAUUGGAUAAGAGGCAUUGAAUGGGCAGUCUGUGGUGAAGACCUUUUUUUAGCAAGUUGUGCUCAGGAUUGUUUGAUAAGGAUUUGGAAAGUGUGUUCAAAAUCAAAGCCACUUCCAGAACCUGAAGAUGAUUCCUUAAGACUGAAAGAGAAUGUUUUUACUGUCAAAGAUACUGAUACAACAUAUGCAAUUACUUUGGAGUCUGUGUUGGCUGGUCAUGAAAACUGGGUGUAUGCAGUUCACUGGCAACCUUCAUUUUCCAAAGAUGGCAGCAUGCAACAACCAAUGAGGAUAUUGUCUGCAUCAAUGGACAAAACUGUGAUCGUUUGGGAACCUGAUAAGGAAUCUGGAGUCUGGCUAGAACAGGUGCGGGUAGGUGAAGUGGGUGGCAAUACCCUUGGAUUUUUUGACUGCCAGUUUAGUCCAGAUGGUUCAAUGAUCGUUGCUCAUGCUUUUCAUGGAGCACUACACCUUUGGAAACAGGCUACAGUUAAUAAGAAAGAGUGGACUCCAGAAGUUAUGAUUUCAGGACAUUUUAACAGUGUAGAAGAUGUAAAGUGGGACCCAGAAGGAGAGUUUAUCAUCAGUGUUGGUUCUGAUCAAACUACUAGACUCUUCGCUCCAUGGAAGAGAAAACAAGAGGCAGAGGUAACCUGGCAUGAAAUUGCAAGGCCUCAAGUACACGGAUACGACAUGCGUUGUCUGGCAAUGAUCGGCCGGUUUCAGUUUGUGUCAGGAGCAGAUGAAAAAGUGCUUCGAGUUUUUCGUGCUCCCAAGAAUUUUAUAGAAAACUUCAGUAACAUCACUGGUAUUCCAGUGGAGAAGCUGUCCUCCCAUCAAUCAUCUGAUCUUCCAGAAGGUGCAACUGUGCCAGCUUUGGGAUUAUCCAAUAAAGCCAUUUUUGAAGGAGACAUGGCUGCUCAACAAGCUGAGGAUGAAGAAACAUUUAAUACCAUUUCAAACCAGUAUCCUGAGAUUUAUUUUCAACCCAUGAUCCUUACAGAACCUCCCCCAGAGGAUCACUUGCUGCAGAACACCUUGUGGCCUGAAAUUCAGAAGUUAUAUGGACACGGAUAUGAAAUUUUUUGUGUUGCUUGCAAUAAUUCAAACACUGUAAUUGCCUCAGCAUGUAAGGCUUCCAAAAAAGAACAUGCAGCGAUUAUUUUGUGGAGCACUACUUCUUGGAAGAAACUGCAGAGUUUGCCAUUUCACAAUCUGACUGUUACUCAGCUGGCAUUUUCUCCUAAUGACAAAUUUUUAUUAGCGGUUUCUAGAGACAGGAAUUGGUCACUGUGGAGGAAACAAGACUCAUCAGAGUCAGGACCAGUCUUCAGUUGCUGUGCAUACACAGACAAAAAUACAGCCAUUCACAGUCGAAUAAUUUGGUCUUGUGAUUGGACACCAGAUAGCAACUAUUUUAUUACUGGCAGUCGGGACAAAAAGGUCAUUAUCUGGGGCCAGUGCAAUUUAUCUGUGACUACUGAAGGGAAUAUGCUGGAUUCAGUCAAGCCUUGUUCGACAGUACUAGAUGCUGGGGAUUCUGUUACUGCUGUUAGUAUCAGCCCUGUGGUUACUCCUGAUGGAAGGUAUAUUGUUGCAGUAGGCUUAGAGAAUGGGAAGAUUAUCUUGUACACAUGGAAGCAGAGUGGGCAAGAACCAGCACUAGCUGAUUGGACCAUGUGUGUUGAGAUGGAUAGCAGUUAUGUAUGGAUGUCUUAUUGUUGCAGCCAAAGCCAUGCUCUUGCUGUGAAACGUUUAUGUUGGAGACAUCAUGCGGGCAGAGCUGGACAUAAUGAUCAGAACAGCAGUGAGUGGUUGCAGCUUGCAAGUUGUGGAGCUGAUCAUUCUGUUAAGAUAUUCAAUGUCAACAGAUCUGCUCUUUAGCAAAGGCAGCAGGCCUGUGUCUGCAAAACAGAUUCGUAACACUUUAUUUCAGCUUUUAGCUGAUUUGGUGGUUGAAUUUUCUGUUUUUUUUUUUUUUUUUUGCUGUGGAAAGCAAAAUAUAUGACAUGUAACUUAUUAAAGCAACUUUUGUGGUAGUUUGAAAUGUCAAAUAUUUUUCUAAUUCUGCAGUUCCAGGAAUAUGAAGUAUUUUUUAUAUGUUUUGGUUGGUGAAUAUCCUGGAACUGAGGGGUGGGAGGCGGGGUAGGGCAUGGGAGAAGGAUAAUGAGACACCUUUGUUCACUGGGACUCCAAGGGCAGGUGGGAAGCUGCCGGUACCUGGGGGCUUCUGUGCUAGGAAUUGCAAGUGGAGUACUGAUUUUUUUUUUUUUUUAACUCCUUAUUGCUAUUAAGUGUCAGUUGGCUUGCUGGUGCUGACAUUGAAUGUUUAAGCAUGUACAGUUAACCAGAGGUCAGAGUUAAAUAUACAGCCUUCUCCGGUUGCCAUCUGAAUGUGUACUACAGUCCUGGUCCAAGUGUUAGACUGCCUUACUUUAGAAGGAGUAGUUUGUGUUUGCAUGCUUGGACAGGCCUGCUUGUUUCUUUUUAAUUAUUUUUUCUGCUGUGCAGAGCACUGGGCUCGUGCUUCUUGGCCACGUGGGGCUUAAAGCCUUGCUCACAGACCCUUUAAACCUUCCACUGUCUCCCCUGUGUACCUGUGAGCCCUCCCUGAUCAGAGUGCUAUAACAGAGCCACCUCUUACUCUGCUUGAGGGCUCUCCUCUACAGUUUGGUCUGGAAAACCCUACAAAUAUCACUAGGCAGGAGCUAAAAGGUGGCAGCCAUCCCCUACACUGCCUUUGGACUCUGUGACUUUUGAGCUCCUUAUCUAUUCUGGUGAAAAUAGGUUAACUUUGUUGUCAGAUAGUGUUGUAAUUUAGAGUGGUAAUAGAUGGUGAGUACUUCAGAAAAAAGUGUUUACCUCAGCAGAUCUGUAUCUGAUUACAACAUCUAAGCUAGAAAUGGGUUAAACCUUGGGAAUUAACUUAUUUUUGUUCCAGAACCACUUGCUACCUGAACUGAUAGUGCAGAAGUAAUUGGAAUUGUGUUUAACUUUUUACUGUGUUGCAUCUUUAGAUAGAGUACAGUUCUUUCAGAGUGGGCCAAACUCUUUUCAGAAUAAUUAUAGUUUGUUUUAAAGGUUUUUAUAUUUUAGCUUUUUAUUUUCAAAUCUGUUUUUCAGCAUUAAAAAAAAAAAUCUGUACCGUUACUUGGGGGAAUAAAAAUGUGAUUUCUUAAUAAAGAUGCUUUGCUCCAUUUAA